This is a messenger RNA of Puntigrus tetrazona (Sumatra barb), 6346 nucleotides long. RefSeq names its product protein tyrosine phosphatase receptor type Fb (gene ptprfb). Gene Ontology annotation, molecular function: protein binding; protein tyrosine phosphatase activity. The record is from RefSeq and is a predicted model, not a curated record. The coding region runs from base 464 to 6253 and encodes 1929 amino acids. NCBI's taxonomy places the organism in Eukaryota, Metazoa, Chordata, Actinopteri, Cypriniformes, Cyprinidae. The transcript has 38 exons. Gene Ontology annotation, biological process: protein dephosphorylation.
GGCUCACAGUGUGUGAAGAAGCUUCCCUCAGGAAGGACUACAAUCAACUCUCUCCACAAUCAACAAGAGUUUUACCACGCCACUGGGGAAGCUACUGAAACAAGUUACCGUUUAUGAACUGCGGAUAAAGACACAACUCUUUUAAUGUCGGUCAUAGACUUGCCGGAUUGAAUAUCAAGGAAAAAAAAAAAGCUCUAUCGUCUGUUCCACUUGAAGCUGUUAACAUAGAUCUCCCCACCUGGAUGAUAACGUGCGCAAGGAUUUGAAUAUUUUGCCAAUCGCUCUUGGGAAUAACAGUCAAGGGAAGAAGGAAACAUUCAGGAUUUAAGUAAAGGAUUACUUCUUCACACAUUUCCUCUGGAUAUUUUUCUUAUUUUCAUAUUGUAAUGGGUUUUAGUCUAUGAUUGCGUGAGAGCUGCGAGAGCAGAGCAGGGACCGAGAGGGAGCAGUGCCAACCUGGAACAUGGUGCCUAAUAUUUGCACAUCCGUGCCCCUCCUGCCCGUCGGGCUUCCUCUUCUGCUACUGCUGAGCUGCGUGCAAUUCUCCUCUCAAGCAGACAGCUUGCCAAAUUUCAUCAAAUCUCCAGAGGACCAGACGGGGAUUUCGGGAGGAGUGGCAUCCUUUGUGUGCCAAGCAGCGGGUGAGCCCAAGCCUCGGAUCACAUGGAUGAAGAAAGGAAAGAAAGUUAGCUCCCAGCGCUUUGAGGUGAUUGAAUUUGAUGAUGGCGCGGGCUCAGUUCUCCGCAUACAGCCGCUGCGCACUCACAGAGACGAGGCCAUCUACGAGUGCACAGCCACCAACAGCGUGGGAGAAAUUAACACCAGUGCCAAACUUACUGUGCUGGAAGAAAACCAGAUUCCUCAUGGCUUCCCAACCAUAGACAUGGGCCCUCAGCUGAAAGUGGUUGAGCGAACAAGAACAACCACGAUGCUCUGUGCCGCCAGUGGGAACCCUGACCCAGAGAUCACUUGGUUCAAAGACUUCCUGCCUGUAGACAUCAAUGGCAAUGGGCGAAUCAAACAACUUCGUUCAGGGGGUUCGCCGAUACGAGGGGCUCUGCAGAUUGAAAACAGCGAGGAAACGGACCAGGGCAAGUACGAAUGCGUGGCUACGAACAGCGCCGGGACGCGCUACUCUGCCCCCGCCAAUCUCUACGUGCGAGACCCUCGAGGAGCACUGCCUCGAGGAGACCAUCGAGAAGUACGACGAGUGCCGCCCCGUUUCUCUAUCCCACCUACCAACCAUGAGGUGAUGCCAGGAGGCAGUGUCAACCUCACCUGUGUAGCGGUGGGUGCCCCCAUGCCCUAUGUCAAAUGGAUGGCUGGAGACGUGGAGCUCACCAAGGACGAGGAGAUGCCCGUGGGUCGCAAUGUCCUGGAGCUCACCAACAUCCGCCAAUCGACCAACUACACCUGCGUGGCUAUCUCAUCUCUUGGUAUGAUCGAGGCAACCGCACAAGUUUCGGUCAAAGCACUCCCAAAGCCUCCUACGUCUCUAAUUGUGACGGAAACUACAGCUACCAGUGUUACAUUGACAUGGGAUUCUGGAAACCCUGAACCUGUAUCUUACUACAUUAUCCAGUACCGGGCCAAGUCCUCGGACACUAACUUCCAGGAAGUGGACGGUGUUGCCACUACACGCUAUAGCAUCGGUGGUCUCAGCCCUUAUUCUGAGUAUGAGUUCCGUGUUAUGGCGGUCAACAACAUUGGCCGUGGUCCACCCAGUGACCCAGUUGAAACACGGACUGGGGAGCAGGCACCGUCCUCCCCACCACUGCAUGUCCAGGCACGUAUGCUGAGUGCCAGCACCAUGUUGGUGCAGUGGGAACCGCCAGAAGAACCUAAUGGUCAGAUUAGAGGCUAUCGCAUCUACUAUACAUCUGACCUGGACGCGCCUCUCAGUGCCUGGCAGAAACACAACACGGAUGACAGCCGUCUCACAACCAUCUCGAGCCUGACUCCCGACAUCACCUACAGCCUACGUGUGUUGGGCUUCACAUCUGUAGGGGACGGACCCCCAUCUGACGUGUUGCAGGUCAAGACUCAGCAAGGAGUACCUGCUCAGCCUUCCAACUUUGAGGCAGAAGCAGAGCUGGAUACACGGAUCCAGCUUACUUGGUUGUGGCCAGUCCAGGACCCCAUCAUCAAAUAUGAGCUGCUUUAUUGGGAAGCUGAAUUGGAGAACAAGAUCCAUGUGACGUUUGACCCUGCCGGCUCAUACGCUGUUGAAGGUCUAAAGCCGGACACUCCGUAUAAAUUCUCCUUGGCGGCCCGCUCUGAAAUGGGGCUAGGGGUCUUCACUCAACCCAUUGAGGCCAAGACUGCCCAGUCCACCCCCUCUGCCCCCCCUCAAGACGUGCACCUGCUCAGUCUGAGCUCCACCAGCAUCAAGGUGAGUUGGGUGGCACCACCCGCCGCUAGUCGCCAUGGCGCUAUCGUGCGCUACACAGUCAGCUACCAGGCAGUGAACAGUGAAGACACUGAGCGUCAUGAGGUACCGGACAUUGGAGCAGAUGCCACCAGUUAUGUGCUGGAGGGCCUGGAAAAGUGGACGGAGUAUCAGGUGUGGGUGAGAGCUCACACCGAUGUGGGCCCUGGCCCUGAGAGCACAGCUGUGCGUGUCCGUACCAACGAGGACGUGCCUGGAGCGCCACCUCGGAAAGUUGAAGUAGAGGCUGUGAACUCCACAGCUAUUCGUGUGACAUGGAAGCCGCCUCUUUCUGGGAAGCAGCACGGCCAGAUCCGAGGAUACCAGGUCAUAUACUCUCGCCUGGAGAACGGGGAGCCACGUAGUCAGCCAAAUAUAUUGGAUGUCGCUCUGCCAGAAGCACAGUGGAAAAUUGAAGAGUCCACGGAAUAUGAGGCUGUAAUCACUGGACUUCUCUCCGAGACCUCUUACUCCGUUACUGUGGCAGCGUACACAACCAAGGGUGAUGGGGCACGCAGCAAAGCCAAAGUCGUCACCACCACCGGAGCAGUGCCUGGGAAACCCACCAUGAUCAUCAGCACCACGAUUGGCAACACAGCCCUCAUCCAAUGGCAGCCUCCUAAGGACAUGGUGGGUGAGCUGAUUGGCUACCGACUGCGGUACAAGCGCGUGGAGGAGGAGAACUACGAAGUGCGUGAGUUCGCACGCACUGACGACCACCACACCGCCACAGAACUACACAAGGGCGCCACCUACACCUUCCACCUGAGCGCCAGGAACCGCGCUGGAGCCGGAGAGGAGUAUAUAAAAGAGAUCAGCACCCCGGAGGACGUGCCAAGUGGGUUUCCCCUUAACCUACGCGUCGUGGGCCUGACCACCUCCACCACCCGCCUUGCCUGGGACCCCCCGGCCCUGUCUGAGUGCAACGGCCGAAUCACGCAAUACCUAGUGAUGUACCGCGACAUCAACAACAUACAGAACGGCACCAAUCGCACCUCCGACACUCAGAUGACCAUCCAAGGGCUUCGACCAGACACCACCUAUGAUAUCCGUGUGCAAGCCUUCACCAGCAAGGGAGGGGGUCCCAUGAGUCCUAGUAUCCAGAGCAGGACCAUGUCUACAUCACCUGCAUUUGCCACAAGUUUUGGUGUCAAAGCUGUGAUGAAAACCUCAGUCCUUCUCACCUGGGAAGUACCAGAAAAUUAUAAAUCCCUAGUGCCUUUUAAGAUCCUCUAUAACCAGCAGAGUGUGGAAGUCCAGGGCAACCUCAAAAGGAAGCUGAUCACACGACUGCAGCCGGACACUAAUUACUCCUUCGUGCUGAUGAGCCGGGGGAACAGCGCUGGUGGCCUGCAGCAGCAGGUCUCGAUCCGAACCGCACCGGACCUGUUCAAAACUAAACCUGCCCUGUUCACAGCAGACCAGACCAGCAAUGGUAAACUCACCAUCAACCUGCCCAAAGUGCCCACCACUGCUCCUGUCAGAUGGUACUACAUUGUGGUAGUUCCCGUGUCUCUUGCAUCAUCUCGUAAGUGGGUUAAUCCUGAUGAGAUGGAGCUGGAUGAGCUCUUGGAGUCUACUGAGGGAGCUCUGCUCAGGAGACGACGUCACGCGGACACUGUUAGGUCGUACAUCGCCGCAAAGCUGUCCUCCCUCCCAGAGACCUUCACCCUGGGUGAUGAAGAGACGUACAAUGGCUUCUACAACCGUCCCCUUUCUAACAACUACUUUCAGUGCUUUGUCAUGGCCGAACUCAAGGACCAAUACCCCGUUAUUGCCAAUGAGAAGCAGCGGACCUUCUCGGCCAGCCCUUACUCGGACCCCAUCGUUGUGGAUAAACACAUUGUGCAGCCCAGCGUGGAACAGCCUGAGAUGCUUUGGGUUAUGGGCCCUGUUCUUGCAGUAGUGCUAAUCGUCAUCAUAGUCAUUGCCAUCCUUCUCUUCAAGAGCAAACAGGAGAGGAAGAGGGCGUCCCCCCUACCGAAAGAUGAUCACUCUGGCGGUGUGAAGGAUUGUCUUCUGGCCAACUCGUCUGAUCCUGUAGAAAUGAGGAGACUCAACUAUCAGACACCAGGAAUGAGGGAACAUCCUCCCAUUUCUGUCUGUGAGCUAGCAGACCACAUUGAGCGACUCAAGGCCAACGAUUCUCUCCGGUUUUCCCAGGAGUAUGAGUCCAUUGAUCCAGGCCAGCAGUUCACAUGGGAGAACUCCAACUUGGAGGUCAACAAGCCAAAGAACCGCUAUGCCAACGUUAUUGCUUACGACCACUCGAGAGUUGUUCUCACCCCCGUGGACGGUGUUCCAGGCAGCGACUACAUCAAUUCUAACUACAUUGAUGGUUACCGUAAGCAGAAUGCCUACAUUGCCACGCAGGGCCCUCUGCCUGAGACUCUGAGCGACUUCUGGAGGAUGGUUUGGGAGCAGAGAGCCAGUACCAUAGUCAUGAUGACCAGACUGGAAGAGAAGUCCAGGGUCAAGUGUGACCAGUAUUGGCCCAUUCGUGGCACAGAGACUUACGGAAUGAUCCAAGUGACCAUGCUUGACGCUGUUGAGUUGGCAACUUACAGUGUGCGCACCUUUGCCCUUUACAAGAAUGGCUCUAGCGAGAAGCGUGAGGUCAGGCAGUUCCAGUUCAUGGCCUGGCCAGACCACGGAGUGCCUGAAUAUCCCACCCCCAUCCUAGCCUUCCUGCGCAGGGUCAAAGCCUGCAACCCUCCUGAUGCUGGACCCAUGGUAGUGCACUGCAGUGCUGGAGUGGGCCGCACGGGCUGCUUCAUAGUUAUUGACGCCAUGCUGGAGCGAAUGAAACACGAGAAGACGGUAGACAUUUAUGGCCACGUCACAUGCAUGAGAGCCCAGAGGAACUACAUGGUGCAGACGGAGGACCAGUACAUCUUCAUCCACGAGGCCUUGCUGGAAGCUGCCACCUGUGGAAACACAGAAGUCCCUGCCCGAAACCUUUACGCCCACAUCCAGAAGCUCACCCAGCCGCCUCCGGGAGAGACCGUCACAGCAAUGGAGCUGGAGUUUAAGAGACUCGCCAACUCCAAAGCCCACACCUCGCGAUUCAUCAGCGCCAACCUGCCCUGCAACAAGUUCAAGAACCGGCUCGUCAAUAUCAUGCCUUUCGAGUCCACACGGGUGUGCCUGCAGCCAAUCCGAGGAGUGGAGGGGUCUGACUACAUCAAUGCCAGCUGCAUCGAUGGAUACAGACAGCAAAAGGCCUAUAUUGCCACUCAGGGCCCUCUAGCAGAGACCACUGAGGAUUUCUGGAGGAUGUUAUGGGAGCACAAUUCCACUAUUGUAGUGAUGCUGACCAAACUCAGAGAGAUGGGACGGGAGAAGUGUCACCAGUACUGGCCAGCUGAGCGCUCGGCCCGCUAUCAGUACUUCGUGGUGGAUCCCAUGGCUGAAUACAACAUGCCCCAGUACAUCCUGCGAGAGUUUAAAGUCACAGAUGCCAGGGACGGUCAAUCUAGAACCAUUCGGCAGUUCCAGUUCACUGAUUGGCCAGAGCAAGGAGUGCCAAAAACCGGCGAGGGGUUCAUUGAUUUCAUUGGCCAAGUUCAUAAAACUAAGGAGCAGUUUGGGCAAGAUGGACCAAUCACUGUGCACUGCAGUGCUGGAGUGGGAAGAACAGGUGUUUUCAUCACUCUAAGUAUUGUCCUGGAGAGGAUGAGAUAUGAGGGUGUGGUGGAUCUGUUCCAGACCGUUAAGACCCUGCGCACACAAAGACCUGCCAUGGUGCAGACAGAGGACCAGUACCAGCUGUGCUACAGAGCCGCUUUGGAGUACCUGGGGAGCUUUGAUCACUAUGCAACGUAACCACUCCUGGACCACAGCCCUCUGGUACAACUCUUCAGGAGUGCACCAAGUGUUCCUUCUGAGCCACCGCUCCCAUCCCCAUCCUGUACAGAG